This is a messenger RNA of Megalops cyprinoides (Indo-Pacific tarpon), 2221 nucleotides long. RefSeq names its product shisa family member 9b (gene shisa9b). Lineage: Eukaryota; Metazoa; Chordata; Actinopteri; Elopiformes; Megalopidae. The transcript has 4 exons. The coding region runs from base 300 to 2162 and encodes 620 amino acids. Gene Ontology annotation, cellular component: postsynaptic density; AMPA glutamate receptor complex; postsynaptic membrane. Gene Ontology annotation, biological process: regulation of short-term neuronal synaptic plasticity; regulation of AMPA receptor activity. The record is from RefSeq and is a predicted model, not a curated record.
UCGACUCUGGAGUGUGCGGCGUGAGCGCGCGCAUAGUAACCAAGACUGGCUGCAGAGAGAGCGCGAGAAGUGCAUCGGAGAGAGCGAGGCAGUUCAAAUAUUGCGGAUACCUGUAACAAGUGAGAGACGUCACUCUAAAACAGGAGCGCGUGUGCGUGUGUAUUCAAUGUGCCGCAGUAGUGAGCGCACCACCUACACAUAUACCCACGCACACAUAUAACACAGUCAACCAUAAACUUGGAGCUUCGUUCGUCGACAGUUUCGCACUGAAAUAUUUCUAAAAAUGAUAAUCGUCGCGGAUGGCUGUGUUCUGCUUAUUGGGAAUAUGCGUCUUGGCUUUUGAUGAGACCUGGUUGCCUUCAACUUCGCUAUCCUUUCUUUUGGCUGUCGUACAAAAGAAAUCUGACCGAGGGGAGUUCAGGAUGAGUCGCAAGAGGCUGUUGCUCGGUUACUUUUUGGUGCAAGUUCUGGCGUUGGUGUGUCGCGCAGAGGGAGAACCGGGGAAACAGCUCGAGGGCUUCGUGAUGGUCGCGGCGUCCAACGACUCGAAAGAAGCGGACGGCUUCCCAGAAACGCCGCACACAGAAGACAGGUGCAGGGGUUACUAUGAUGUGAUGGGCCAGUGGGAUCCGCCGUUCGUUUGCAGGACCGCCAGUUACCUGUACUGCUGCGGCACCUGUGGCUUCAGGUUCUGCUGCGCGUAUAAGAGCUCGCGCCUGGACCAAAGCACCUGUAAAAACUACGACACCCCCUUGUGGAUGAUGACAGGCAGACCCCCGUCCAAGAAAAACGACCGAGCUCAUGACCCCACAAGGGAUAAAACUAAUUUAAUUGUCUAUAUAAUUUGUGGAGUAGUGGCUAUCAUGGCGCUUGUUGGGAUAUUCACCAAACUCGGACUGGAAAAGGCGCACCGACCGCACAGAGAAAACAUGACCAGGGCCUUGGCGAGUGUCAUGCAGCAGCAGAUCCCAGGUUCAAGAGACCACUUGGAGCGGGAGGUCAACAUGGGGGUUCGUGGACAGCACUACGAGAAUAUGCAGAGUGGGGCAACGGCCAACAACCUCCAGGGCCCCCAGAUGAACAACACUGGACCUCCCAUGGGUCACGGCUCUUCCAUGGUGCCCAGCAUGUCCCAGUCCAUGGCCCAAUCCAUGGCCCAAUCCAUGGCCCAAUCCAUGUCUCAGUCUAUGGCUCAGUCUAUGUCUCAGUCUAUGGCUCAGUCUAUGGCUCAGUCCAUGGCUCAGUCCAUGUCUCAGUCCAUGGCCCAGCCCAUGGCCCAACCUACAGCCCAACACAUACCCCAGCCAAUGGCCCAGCCCAUAGCCACACCUAUAGCCACACCCAUGGCCGCAUCAAUGGUACCCUCCAUGACCCACUCCUACCACACCUUGGGCCAGCUCAGCCACACCUAUGAGCAGCCUCAGGCCAUGAAGGAGAUCAGCAAGUAUGCCUCACUUAAGGCUGUGGCGGAGAAGGCCAGCGACAACUUUUACACCAACCGUCGGCAGAUGGCUGACUUCUCGAAAGGCAGCCUGCCCCUGCACCCCAUGCGUUUGGACCCAGUGCGCAUGGAUGCCGUGCGCAUGGACGCCGUGCGUUUGGACCCGGUCCGAAUGGAUACUGUCCGCAUGGAUACUGUCCGCAUGGAUACUGUCCGCAUGGACCCAGGCCGUAUGGACCCGGGCCGCAUGGACCCAGGCCGCAUGGACCCAGGCCGCAUGGACCCAGUCCGCAUGGACGCUGUCCGGAUGGAUGCUGUCCGGAUGGACCCCAUCCGGAUGGAACCCAUCCGCAUGGAACCCAUCCGCAUGGAACCCAUCCGCAUGGACACUGUCCGCAUGGACCCCCUGCGUUUGGACCACAGCUCCACUGCCCCCUACAGCACGGAAUCCCUGAUCUCCUGCUCCAAGCAAAACGGCCACAGGUCCAAGGGCAAAGGGCACGGCUCACAUCCGCUGGCCUACGCCUCCAACACCAUCGCUGCACCGGGGAUGCUGAAGGGCUGGAGCGGGGCGGAGACGCUGGGCCGCCGGCAGACCUAUGGCCACAAGAGACACUAUGCUGCGGGCCAGAUGAACGAGCUCCGGCCUGCCCACAGCCAGCACUUCCUGCCCCCGCAGCCCUACUUCAUCACUAACAGCAAAACAGAGGUGACUGUGUGAGAGCCCCGCCCCCGUCAGCCCAGCAGCCAAUAGAGGGAGGGAGACAGAGACACAGAGAG